Messenger RNA from Oppia nitens, 462 nucleotides. RefSeq names its product transmembrane protein 256 homolog. Bases 70 to 438 code for a protein of 122 amino acids. The transcript has 2 exons. NCBI's taxonomy places the organism in Eukaryota, Metazoa, Arthropoda, Arachnida, Sarcoptiformes, Oppiidae. The record is from RefSeq and is a predicted model, not a curated record.
UUUAUUUUAAAAAUAUUAUACUAUUAGUAAAAGAAAAUAUUGUUUUUGUUUAUUUAAUCAGUUAGUCUAAUGGAUAAUCAAAUUUUGUAUCCGUCGAUCGGUUCGAUUUGGGUACAGUUGGCCGGCAUUUACGGAUCACUGGCCGUAGCUAUGGGAGCCUACGGUGCUCACAAAGUUCAACAUAACAACCAGCUAUCGGAUCAUUCAAAAGUGGUCUACGAAAGGGCCAACAAAUAUCAUCUGAUACAUUCGCUAGUACUGUUGGCCAUACCGUUGGUCGGUCAUCCCUGGCUAAGUGGUUUACUGAUUACAGUAGGUAUGACACUGUUUUCGGGUACGUGCUAUAUAAACGUAUUUACUGGUAAUAAACAAAUUACACGUUUGACGCCCGUCGGUGGAGUCACUCUUAUUAUUGGUUGGCUAACUAUGGCCUACUAGAUAUGUAGGUCUACUAUAUCAUAA